AUGCCAGGAGUACGGCUGAGCAAUCUACUGGGCGACCCGUUCGCUCUCGCGACGAGCUCCAUCGCAACGCUCGGAUGGGUGAUUGCAUUUGUUGCAUCUAUCGCCGCGGACGUACAGGGGAGCUACCCCAGUUUUCAAUGGUGGGCCAUUGCCUAUACGUUCUGCUGUAAUAUCGGAGUGAUCACCGUCUUCAUCACCGACUCAGGUCUCACUUAUGGCGUAGCAGUUGUGGGAUAUCUGGCCGCCGAUCUGGUCAUGAACUCAAUCUCGGCCAAUUCCAUGUUUAACCCUUCGCAAUCCGGCUCUAGGUCCUCAAAUGAUGAUGGUCUUGCCGCAAAGCAAGCCGCAGGUGCCGGAUUUAUCCUUCUGUGCAUGAUCAACAUUGUGUGGAUCUUCUACUUUGGAUCGACUCCCCAGGCUAAGCACCGUGGAUUUAUCGACUCUUUCGCCCUUAACAAGGAGCACCAUGGCUCUUAUGGAAACAACCGCCCAAUGUCGUCGGCUUUUGGUGCACGACCCGAGACGACGUCGAGCCGCCCCCAGAUGUACACCUCUGCGCAAUUGAACGGUUUCGAGACCUCGUCACCUGUCUCAGGAUACCACGGCGGUGCUCCUGGUGAGACGCGCAGCCCAUCACAGGCACGCUUCACCAGCAUGCCUGGAGGCAACACCAACCCUGAGACGGGGACAGAAAUCCCCCCACCAACUGAGUACCCAUACAAGGCCAAGGCCAUCUACAAGUACGACGCGAACCCCGAGGACGCCAAUGAGAUCGGCUUCGACAAGGGCGAGGAGCUAGAAGUAUCAGAUGUCAGCGGCCGAUGGUGGCAGGCUAGGAAAGCUAACGGAGAGACGGGAAUUGCUCCAUCAAACUACCUGAUUCUGCUAUGA
Aspergillus calidoustus is the source of this 891-nucleotide messenger RNA. The record is from the annotation of a GenBank genome assembly. Lineage: Eukaryota; Fungi; Ascomycota; Eurotiomycetes; Eurotiales; Aspergillaceae.